Messenger RNA from Soboliphyme baturini, 372 nucleotides. The record is from the annotation of a GenBank genome assembly. NCBI's taxonomy places the organism in Eukaryota, Metazoa, Nematoda, Enoplea, Dioctophymatida, Soboliphymatidae.
AUGGCCUGUGUUACACCUGCGCUGUGGCUAGAUUGCUGCUGUCAGAUUAUAUCCGCCGAUUUACGUUUCACUUUCGAUCAGUGCCUGCAUGUCUGUGAUCUCAGCGCCUUCAUGGCUGAGAUGGCGUUUUUUUGCGUCGACGCCACCAGCCGUACGGGCAAACGCUCUUUGAUCGCCGGUACUCUUGACAAACCGGUCGUGGUGUCGGAUUUGUGGUUUUUGUGCAGGUCGCCGACUAGACUUAGACUCCACGAGAACUCGAUGUCCCCAACGAUAGGAAAAAGCUCACUCGAGAGCUAUCACAGCUGGCUUUUGAGUGACGCGCGAACACAAGUGACCGAACAGAAAGUAGAUAUUGUUCUCUUGUCGUAA